Messenger RNA from Drosophila teissieri, 279 nucleotides. Its product is annotated as extensin-3. The record is from RefSeq and is a predicted model, not a curated record. The transcript has 2 exons. Lineage: Eukaryota; Metazoa; Arthropoda; Insecta; Diptera; Drosophilidae. The coding region runs from base 1 to 279 and encodes 92 amino acids.
AUGUACAGGAAAUUAGUGGUACUCCUCCUUCUGAUCUACCUGGCUGCCGCGGGUCAGAUCCAGGAUGCUGCCGAGGAGAUCGAAGUGCCCCCUGCCCAUCGGGCUGCUCCACCACCGCCUCGCCAGGAAGCUGGAGCUGCUGCUCCCCCACAACCACUGGGGCCACCACCACUUGUCGGCUCUGCACCGCCGCCGAGCUAUCAUUUGUUCUACCCAGCUGCGUGGCUGCCAUUCGGACGCUACAGCACCUCCAUUCCCGUUCACCUAGUGGCUGCCUAG